AUGGGGAAGGCGGGGCGCUGGCUCCGGAGCUUCCUGUCGGGCAAGAAGGACAGGCCGCCGCAGCAGGCCGUGGAUCCGCCGGCGGCCCCCAAGGACAAGCGGUGGAGCUUCAGGCGCCCCCCGACGCCGCAGGAAGGUAGGGCCGCCGAGGCGGCGGGGCGCGGCGGGCCGCCGGACCAGGACCAGCACCAGGGGCCACUUGGUUUCCCGGCGCCGGGCGUCGAGUUCGACCAGAAAAGGCACGCCGUGGCGGUGGCGGUGGCCGCGGCGCACGCCGCCGCCGCCGUGGCGCGCCUGUCGUCCCGCGGGGCGCCGCGCAUGGCACUGCCGCCGUGCCUCGUCGAGGACGCCGCCGCCGUCAGGAUCCAGGCCACCUUCAGAGGCUAUCUGGCGCGGACGGCUCUGUGCGCGUUGAGGGGCAUCGUGAAGCUGCAAGCUCUGGUGCGGGGGCAGCUGGUGAGGAAGCAGGCCAACGCCACGCUCCGCUGCAUGCAGGCGCUCCUCGCGGCGCAGUCCCACCUGCGGGCGCAGCGCAUGCUCGCCCUCCAGCACCAUGACCACCACCACCCGACGCCGCCCAGGCCACGGCAGUCGCCGCAGCACCCGAGGCACCGCCGCUCCUACGAGAUGGACAGGUCGUGCGAGGAGAACGCCAAGAUCGUGGAGGUGGACGUCGGCGAGCAGCCGGUGCGGCGGAGCGCGGGGAAGGACAGGCAGCUCUUCGCCGCCGACCACCACGCCGGCCGGUCCUCCCCUGCGCCGUCGGCGGUGACGGGGCUGAUGAGCCCGCAGGCGUACAGCGGCCACUUCGACGAGCUCUCGGUGGCCACGGCGCGGAGCAGCCCGCGGCAUCAGGCGUCGGAGGCGUGCCCGGGCUACAUGGCCAACACGGAGUCGUUCCGCGCCAAGGCGCGGUCCCAGAGCGCGCCCCGCCAGCGCACCGACGCGCUGGAGCGGCUGCCCAGUCGGAGGAAAGGGACGCCGCCCAGGGCCGCCAAGAUGGAGCGCUCGUCGUCGCUGGCCGGCGCGGCGCCGCGCGGGGCCGGCCACUACUCGUCCCCGUGGUCAUCGGGCGCCAGGCUCGACGUCUCCACCGCGUCGCUCAAGGACAGCGAGUGCGGCUCCACCAGCUCCGUGCUCACCGCCGCCACCGUCUACAGCCGGACGCGGUCGCUCGUCGGCUUUGAGGUGUGA
Molecule: messenger RNA, 1194 nt
Organism: Miscanthus lutarioriparius
Lineage: Eukaryota; Viridiplantae; Streptophyta; Magnoliopsida; Poales; Poaceae
Source: the annotation of a GenBank genome assembly